GUUUGGAACUGGGUGGAAAUCCUAGAGAUGGAUCUCUUAGGAGACUGUCUUCCAGUUGGGUUAGAUACACAGGAGCAAUGGAUCGCCCCAGCUACCUGGAAGAGGACUAUUCUAGCCUGGAUGGGCUGGACGAUGACGUGUUUCACUCUGAUGACUUUGGACUUGCAGGUCAGCCUGGUGAAAUGACUGCAACUGGCAUUUUCACACAGAACCAGUCCUACAGCUGCCUUCUGGGGAGGUUUCAACUAUUCCCCCUCACACACUGCUGUGGUCCCGGUAUCAGGCAUCCUGAGCAGCAGGACAAGGCAACUCAAACACUCAGCCCGUCCUCUUCCAGUCAGGAUGUUAUGUUGCCUUGUGGAGUCACUGAAGAGCCCCGGAGACUCUUCUAUGGCCAUGCUGGUUACCGUUUACACGUCCCUCCAGUUGGCUUCGCGUUGGAUCCGCGCCUCCAAGAGGAGCCUCGGGAAGGUCAGCGGGAAGCGCGUGCUGAGGUGCAGAUCGCGCGGAAGCUACAGUGCAUCGCCGACCAGUUCCACCGGCUCCACAUACAGAGGCUUUUACUCGUCUUCUCCCUCCACUCUCCUCACCAGCAGAUCUUCUCUUUUGUGGCCCAAGUGGCCAUGGGUGGCUUAUAUCGGUUCCUCACCUUGGAGAUGACAACAAGCCUGGG
This is a messenger RNA of Apaloderma vittatum (bar-tailed trogon), 673 nucleotides long. It is a transcript of the gene BMF, whose product is annotated as Bcl2 modifying factor. The transcript has 4 exons. Gene Ontology annotation, cellular component: myosin complex. The record is from RefSeq and is a predicted model, not a curated record. Gene Ontology annotation, biological process: positive regulation of apoptotic process; apoptotic process; negative regulation of autophagy. The annotation marks the transcript as partial. NCBI's taxonomy places the organism in Eukaryota, Metazoa, Chordata, Aves, Trogoniformes, Trogonidae.